Coregonus clupeaformis (lake whitefish) is the source of this 5710-nucleotide messenger RNA. RefSeq lists its product as uncharacterized. Lineage: Eukaryota; Metazoa; Chordata; Actinopteri; Salmoniformes; Salmonidae. Gene Ontology annotation, molecular function: phosphatase binding. The record is from RefSeq and is a predicted model, not a curated record. The transcript is spliced from 3 exons. Bases 183 to 2966 code for a protein of 927 amino acids.
AAGAGCAGGCAGGGAAGCAUAGAGAGGGAUGCAUAAAAGCAGACAGGGAGGUAGAAGGACAGCAUGAGAGACAGCCUGCUUUGGAAAGUAACACAGGGAAAGAGAUUGACCGUUGGGUCGAGAUAGUAACAGGAGUGGAGUUAGAAUUUAGCAACAAGGGGACAAAGGAACUAACAGAGAAUAUGUAUGGGGAGGCAGGGUUUACAAUGGCCUCAGUUAAAAAUACAGAGGCCUCAUUUGCCCGAAGAGUGCCCAUCAAACAUGAUGGACGAGAGAGAGCAGUGGAAAGAGAGGUAAAGCGAAUGAAAGAAGAAAGCGAGAGAGGGAUGGAGAGGGCGAGGAGCACAGAGAGAGAGGUGGUGGGUGGAAGACAGGCAGAACCUCAAAUGCGGGAGAGAACGGGUUCAGACUUUAGGAGAGGAUCAGACGCAAGGGACAUAAAGAGGGUGUCAGAAGUAAGGGACUGCACAAUUUCAGUUGAAACAACUCAGCAAAACUGUGUGAUCACCCUCUCCGUAGACAGAGCCAGUCCUCCUCAGUUUGUUGAUAAUCAUUACAGACAUGUGUCAGCAUUUACAGAGUGCUCAUCAACCUUGCUUGGCACUGUGGUGCAUAGAGGAACAGAUUGGCAUAGUAGCCAAGGAGCACCGGGGCACCAUCCAACCCAGUCAGCACUGUCACAGCACACAGAGGAUCUUAUCAACAAGAUAGAGAGAGUGGGAGGGACAGUGAAUGAACGUGACAAUCACAAAGGGACCCAAACAUUGACUCAGGAUAGCAAAGGCGUGAUGAGGGAAGACACAGAGACUGAGAGAGGGCGCAAAGCUUAUAGGGUGCCAGGUGAGGUAAGCAAGGACAGCACACAUCCACCUGGCGCACACGUGCACAGUCAUGUUUAUCCCGAAAAGUCAGUUCAGGAAGUGACCCCUAAGUGUCCUAAGUCUCCAAAGUGUGUUGCCUCAGUUGGAAUCCCUCCAACGUCACUUGAGAUACACAUACCCAGAACAGUGUUCUAUGGUGUGGGGGAGGCAAGCCUCCAAAGCGAAGACGACCAGAGCUGUGAAGGAGAGGGAGGGAAAGGUGUGGAGAGGAGGGAUAGUUGGAGGAUUGGCAAGCCCUCUCACAUCGAAUCCUUGCAAGAGAAAAUCCAGCAGAGAGAGAAGGAGAGGCUGAAGAACAUAGAGGGAGUGGCAGCGACGGGGGAUGAUGGAGAUGCGACUGAGGGGAUGGAAAAGUCUGGGACUAGAAGUACUAGAAAAGCUUCAAGUUCAGACUGGUAUGAGGAAGGAGAGAGGGGGAACGAAAUGGAGCGAGAGAGACAGAGACAGGAAGGCUCUGCACCACAGACAACAUCCACUCAGUUUGACGUCACACAGGAAGUGAGCGUGUCGAAAGCCGUCCCCCAGCUUCCUGUUCCUCUCUCGUUUUUGCAAGCUGUCAAAGGAGAGAAAGAAACCGGGGUGAUCUCCAUCACAGCCUCUGAAGUAGCCUUGUUCAGCUCUCACGCGACUGAGAGAGAGGAAGAUCCAACAAAACAUGUAGUAGAGGAGUUGCGGUGCGACAGGGGUCAGCAGAGAAAACAGGACACCAGAGGCAGUGGAGGUAGAGGAGAAGAAGGAGAGGAUAAACUCUCGGAGGAAGAGUACAGGCUGCAUUAUUUGCCUCCUUCACACUCUCCCUCACCCUUAGACUCUCUCUCCCCCUCUCCGCCUCACCCUCACUCUCUUGCUGAGAUGAGCCGGAUCUAUAACUUGAAAACGGUGGGGUCCAGGACGGCAGUGUGCGUGAGUGACAGGACCGUGGAUAGGUCUAUCCCAUCACACACUCCCAAGGUACAGUCCCACAUAACAGCAGAACAACAGGAGACAUGCAGUCCAGAGAGAUCAGUUGGGAGGCUGACACAGAAGCAGCUGUGGGGUGGUGGUGGGGCACCUGGGAAUAAGGCCUCUUCAAGCGAUGAGAAGUCCGGACUUCAGACUGUACAUUGUCAGGUGGAACAGCUUCAGUUGCGAGAACAACAGGAAGUACAGAGACCAUCACACGACGACAACGCAGCAUGGUCGUCUUUUAUACAAAAAACUAAUUUGAAAGAUAAAGAGUCUAAAGCUCAGCAAAGCCCCAGGAUAUCACACAACCAGCCUAAUAAGGAACCUCAGCAGAAGCAUCCGAGGCAAAAGGACCAGCAAACACUCCUAAAUCCCAGAAAAUCUCAGUCCAAUCUGCAACUGCACUCUGAAAGGCCUCCUCAACCCAAGCAGACCCAGUCCAACCAACCCAAACAGGCCCGGUCCAUUACUAUCAACUCCAGAUCUCUCCUGACCCCCUCUCCUGAGAACUCAAUUCACCCAGACCAGGGAGUCCCACCCACCCCAUCAUCCUCCCCAUGCUCACCCUCCCCAUCCCAGUCCCCCUCCGUCUCUCCUUCUCCUUCCCAUUCUCUGACCCAUUUCACCAUCAGAAGCUCCUCUGGAGGCCAGCAGGUCAAGAGGGGCACCACCAUCACCAUCACCCCCAGGAAGCCUGUUGGAGGGGCAGCCGUGGAAGCAGUUUCAGUAUCCUCAGGACCCCCGGCCAAGACGUCUUCCCAGGCUCAGAUGCCUGUCCUAACCGAGGUAGUAGAGAGAGGCAAGAAGAGGUACCCCACUGUGGAGGAGAUCGAAGUGAUCGGCGGGUAUCAGAACCUGGACAAGUCCUGCCUGGUCAAGACUCCCAAAGCAACUCCCAAAGGGGUGAAGGUGUGCUUCGAUGAGACCCAGCUGGAGCAGGUGUGUGAGUACCCAUCAGAGACCUCUAUGCUGGCCUCUACCCCCUACCCAUUACCUGGUCAGGAGGAAGGGAGGGAGGAGGAGGUGCAGGAGGAAGAGGAGGAGGAGGAGGAGGAGGAGAGAGGAGUGCUUGUGUCCAGGAGCAGCAGGAAUGUGGGGGCAGCGGCUGGCCUGAGAGUAGAUGAGUCUUGCCAUCGGUAGACGUCAGUCGGCUCGCCAAAUUGCUCAAGUUAUGUGAUUAAUAUUUGAUUUUAUCUAGCAAUAUGAUUUUUGUUUUCCUGUAUUUUGUUUCUUUGAAAUGAUUGAUUUAAUGUUUAUAAUCUUUUUUGAAGUACAAUGUUUUAUUUGACAUAGGAUCAGGGAUUAUUGGUUUUGAAUAAAAAAAUAACCGUUUUAUGUAGUUUAUGAGAUGAAUGGUGGAGCCUGUAGCGGAGCAUGACUGGCAAAUCAAAUUAAAUAAACUCCUCUAUUUAAUGGUAAAAGUGUAAAGAAAAUAUGAAAACAUGGUACAUAUUGUAGCCUAUAAGUUUGAAUAUAUACGCGUGUUGUAUUUUUACCAUCAGGUGUGUACUGUUGGGUGAUGAUCACAUGUCUAUGCAAGUUAGUGGAAUACAAAAGUAUGGUAAAAGGGUCCGGUCAGUUUAGUUUUAGUUAGCUUAGUUCAACAACAUAACGGCUCUACUGUAAAUAAACUCUGCAUCAGCACUGUAACGAUUCAGGUUGCAUUCCAAAUGGCACAUUAUUCACUGUAGUGCACUACUUUGACCAGAGACCUAUGGGCCCUGGUCAAAAAUAGUGCACUAUAAAGGGAUUAGAAUGUCAUUUUGGACGCAUCCUCAAUGAUGCUUAUAUCAUCUGGUCCCUGUGCCUGCUGGAUUUGCUCAUACAGAUGAUAUAAAGAUCUGGGCACAGAUUCAUAAAACCUUCUUAAGAAAUGUCUUCUUAACUGCCAUUUUUUCCUUAACUAUAGACUUAUGAAGAAAGUUAAGCAAAGUUGCUAUUCCUGAAAAAGGUUAUUGGAAAUGUUCUUGCCCUAUUUCUUAUGUUUCUCCUUAAGCAAAAAGUUAAGAAGAAAUUAGAUUCUUGAAAAUAACAUUUUUGGAUUUGUUCUUAAUUCCAAGAUAGCUAAACCCUUGUCUUAAACUCAGGGCAGUGAGAGAAUAAGCUCAUGAAAGCAAUUGAACAUUCACUCACAAACUUAAUCUGAAAGUUUCAGUAUUUAUUAUUUUAAACCCAAGAACAUGUUUUAGAACAGUAAUCUCAGUAGGAAAUAUGCUAACAUGAUUGCCGGUUGCCUAGCAACAAACAUCUUAAGAAGAUUCUAACAAGAUAUUUGAGAAGUUUGUCGGAAAAUCAUUAAAUCUUAAGAUAUUGUUGAGGAAUUGCACUUACGAACUAUCUUAUGAACUUCUUAUUUUUUUUCUUAAGAAGCUUCUUAAGUUUUUGCGUAAUGUGAUUUGUGAAUCUGGGCCCAGGUAAUCUACAAGUCCAAGAUGCAUUUGGAGCCUUGGGAACACCCCUCAUAUGUAGUUUCUGGCAAACCGUGGCUAUAUGGCUAUAUGUAACAUCAUGACAAUUCUCUUUUGUUCAAUUACUGUUUCUGUUUGAACCACAAAAUGGAUUUCAGCUAGCCUUAAUGCAGAUGAUUGAAAACACUGAUGAUACAUUAUGGAAUGAUCACCAAUACACAUUAAUAUGAUAUAUUUUUUUAUGUAUCACUGUUUGCCCUCUAGUGGAAUUAAUGUGGUAGAAUGAAAAACAGUAGUAUAUCUACUGUAUCUAUAGUACUUUGAAAGCAUAGUUUUGAAUGGAAAAGGUAUUAUGUUUGUGUCUCUGGUGUUACUAUGUGAGACUACAGCACAUGGGUGAUGUGGGUGAAAAAAAUACCAUGAUUUAUGGGAUUUUUACGACAUUGAAUCUAUAAAAUUGUCAUUCGGAGGAGGGAUUGUUGACAUAUAUUUAGCAUUUGUAUCUAGAAGCAUAAUUGAGAAAUAACUCAUCAAAGUUGGCAUAUUUAUGACAUUUUGGUCUUACCCAGGUCUCUUUUAAGACUCCAUAAUGUUUUAUCUGUAGUUGCUACAAAGCAAACAUUGGUGGCAUUUGAAGCUUUACCGUUUGCUCGGUAAUAUGAGUAGUAUUUUGUUUUCAAUAACAAUUUUCUUACAUUCAUUUAUGAAUACAGAAUUUUAAUUAUUUUUGAUUCAGCUAUUGUUUCUAUAUAUUGUUGAAAAUAAUAUACUUUAUGGACAUAUCAAAGUUCCAGAGUGGGAUCUCUGCUACUUUUAGAGUUAUGAUCCAAUUUGUAAGCAUUAACAACAGAGUGAAUGUGAAAAUUGAUUCAAAAUGGUUGCCCUCUGCUGGUGAUUUGCACGAUGUACAAUAUAUAAAAAAAGUGACAAUAUUUUCUUCUUCUAUAUUCUUGUUUAUAUUAUAUUCAUUAAUUAAUGUAAGAAAAUUGUUAUUGAAAUCAAAAUACCACUCAUGUUUCAAAGUAAGUGGUAAAGACAUGAAAUGAAACAUUAUGGCGUCUUAAAGGAGGCCUGGGUAAGGCCAAAAUGUAAUAAAUAUGACAACUUCGAUUAAUUAUUAUCAAUUCUGCUUUUAAAUACAAAUGUCUAAUAUGUCAACCAUCCUUCCUCCAAAGGAGAAUUCUAUGGAUUAAACGUCAUGAACAUCCCUCAAAUCAUGGUAUUUUUUUGUCCUGGUUUCGUGAGGAAUCACCGACAUCCCAAAUAAGGGCACAAACGUUAUAAUGGCUCCUUGGGAUGCUGAAAUCUCAAUUUUAGGUGCUCUUUUUUGAUGAAAAAGAAUCUAUAUGAAGAAUAUCUGAUUUAUGCUCCCACGUGUGCAAUUUUAAUACUUUGUUUUAUUCUUUCUGUUUUCUAUUGUGGUCGAAGAAGCUGGCUUCAUGAGAGAAAAACAUCAAAUAAAUUAUUUGAAACUAA